AGAGUUUCCCACACAGCUUGCUAUCUAAGAGUGCAAUGGAAUUCAAAAUGACCAGACAUUUGGAUGUGGUGAAGAUCAUACAAAACUGUGUAGCUGAACUGCUAUACGUGAAGCUGAAACUGAAAUGAGGAAGGUAAGUUGGGGAACUACAGAAACAGAGCCAUAAAGCAGAAGCAAACAUUAAAUGUCAUGCAUAUAGCAUCAACCGACCCACAUGACAGGAAGUAAGUGCUGUCUGCAUUUUGGCCACAUAUCUUGGAUGCAACUGGCAAGAUGUGGUUAUUCACCAGAAAGAAUCGGCUGAAGUUUUCAUCUGGUGUUUAAGGAAGGAGGCAUGGCAUUUAUGACCUACACACGAGGAAAGAGCCAUAUCGCCACCUCCCAUCCUUUUAAUGGCUUGGAUCCUAAAGGGUUCUUACUAAUAAUUCUGGGGCUUGCAGUGUUCAUGUCAUCUUGCCUUGCAGCAGUCUCUUUCUACUAUGUUACAGCAUUAAAAUCAGAACUAGCAUUGCUGAGCAGCAAGCUGAACUGCAGGGUCCAGACAAGGACAUCAUUUCCACAGCUCUUGAGGUCUUUGGAAAAGAGCAAAGAGGCCAAUUCCUUCAUUCCCUACUUGAAUGUAUUAGAAGGUGCUUCUAGUCAGGUGAGCUGCAGAACCAUUUGGAAGGAAAUGUAUACUUCUUUGGGUGUUCUGCAAUUUCCAUUCGCUUUGGGGAAGGACAGGAGUCACAGCCCUAAUAUUGACUUUCUGCGUAUGUUGUUGGCAGCAAAUUUCUUCUGGACCACAUCAAAGUAGUGAAGAGAUAAUGUGGAGUGGAGAAAAACACAGGGGGAAAAGGUCUCCUCUGCAUGCAGGAGAAGCAGGUAAGUGAAAAGAGCUUAGUAAAUAAGACAGGUCCCCAAUGAGUAAAUGGGCUAACAAAUAUGAAAGCCAGAGAUGGCAGGUAAGCCUUUUUGCUGGGAUUGUGGCAUACAGCCAAAAUUAUGGUAAUUAGGCAUUUCUUUUGAAAAUAGUACAGACGGAAGUACCUAGGUCUCAGAAAAAACUAUUUAUGUGUUUUUAUACUACAGCAGCUAGGAUUUUGUUAGCCCAGAAAUGGCGGGUGAGUGAUGUCCUAAAUACGGAGGAUUAGCAAUUAAAAAUGACAGAAUAUGCAGUUAGCAGGUUUAACGAAUAAAGUAAGAGAACAAGAAGAUCAAGUAUAUAAAGAAGAAUGGAAAAUUGUUGUGGAGUGGAAAACAACUAUAACCAUGUGAAAACAUUAGUAGGAGUAAGGUAAAUUCAACAGUCUAACACAUAACAAAGGAAUAAUAAAGGAUAAAGGGAAUUAAAUGAAAAUACAAGAAUAGGUGGGAGAAUUAAAGGAACCAGGGAGGGGGAAGAAGGGAAGUCGUAAAUGAUUGGUUUAUUUUAAAGAAAGAUAUGAAUGGGGAAAUGUUUAUUUUAAUGUGAAUGUGGUUUUGGAAAAUGUAACAUUGAUACACACAGUGCUUUUUUCUGGGGGGGGGGUGCAGUGGUACGCAUACCCCUAAACAUUUUGUGAAUCUUGAAUUUGGCCUCAUUGAGGGGCAGUAUUUCAAUAUGAGCAGGAAAAUGAGAGUACCCCUAAACAUUUUAAAGGGAAAAAAACAGUAUGUGUGUGCAUGCCUGUGUGUGUGUGCGCGCACACACACACACACACACACACACACACACGGGUGAGAAAUCUCAGACCUGGGGACCAAACGGCCCAAUCCAUUCCUUAGGACUCUCUCCAGGUCAUGAUUUUCACCAGCCCUGCUCUCCCAGCUCCCUGAGAGCUUUUGCCUAGCUGCAAUGAGUCCUAGAAUUGUGCUUGCUUGCUCCACACCCUUCUACCUCUGGCCCUGCCCACUGCUAGCAUGUGGCCUCCAGUGCCGGAGGAAGGGGGCGGGGGCGGGCCACCCCGGGUGUCACCACUGAGGGGGGUGACAAAAUGUCGGGUGGCACUCACCGCGGGGCCAGCAGCGCGCCUGAGCCACGCAUCUCCCCAGACGAUCCACCCGCCCCCUCUCCCUCAGCUGUUGGGCGACUGAGUGGGAGGAGGCAGGCAGACUCCUUGGAGGCCCCGUGGAGCGUCCUGCCCCAGCUAGCCCCGCCCCCACGGGCAGCUGGCCCCGCCCCACAGGCCCCGCCCCCAGGUGCAGGACAUGCGCGCCACCCCAGGCGCCCAAUCAGCUUGCUCCGCUGGUGGUCUCCUUCAAGUUUCCCACUUAGGUUGAAAAAUGUUCCUCACACCUGGUCUGAUCUACUGUUUUCACACAUGGGGAACACUUCACACCUAGUAGGUUCACUAGUGUUAUUUUAUCUAUAGAAGGUGAACAAACUAACUACGCAGAUUCAUUGAAGCCACAUUGCUAAAAUUUGUAAACAGUAAGGGACCUUUUGCUGGUUUUCUCUCUUACAAUAUAUUUGUAGUCUUUUACUAUUAGCCUGCAACACGAUUUGGUGGAAAGACACAAUACAGAAUUAGCAGAUAAAUAAGCACAGUGGUACCUCGGGUUACAUACACUUCAGGUUACAGACUCCGCUAACCCAGAAAUAUUACCUUGGGUUAAGAACUUUGCUUCAGGAUGAGAACAGAAAUCAUGCAGCAGGAGCCCCCGUUAGCUAAAGUGGUGUUUCAGGUUAAGAACAGUUUCAGGUUAAGAACGGACAUCCGGAACGAAUUAAGUACUUAACCUGAGGUACCACUGUAAUGGUUAAUCUGUUCAAAAAAUUAGAAUAUUGAAUCUGUAUAGAUCAAUAUUUUCAGAAGCUGGUGGUAUGUCACCAUAAAAAUCUGUACUAUUUUGGAAAAGUAGAUUCAUUAUGUUUUGUGUUGGUUAAAUCCCAUUUUUGCUCAACUUAACAUCUCUACCAUAGCUGCCUUUCACUUUCUAUAUCUGUUGUAUUUAAAGGGGCAAAUUUUGAAGCUCGGAGCUUUUGGUUUGGUAUGGUCUUUCUAAAACAAUAAUUCCUCAAAAGGUAGUCAAUAAAGUACUCAUUUCAAUGUUUGCUUUACUUCAUUCUGCGAACUGAAUUAAUUUAUGUUCAGAAUUGCAAAUACCUGAACUUAAUGCCAUGAAAAUAAAUCUGAUGACAGAAAAACAUUCUCCAUUAACGUUUAAUUUUUACAGUGGUACCUCGGGUUAAGAACUUAAUUCGUUCCAGAGGUCCAUUCUUAACCUGAAACUGUUCUUAACCUGAAGCACCACUUUAGCUAAUGGGGCCUCCUGCUGCCGCCACCCCAUUGGCGCACGAUUUCUGUUCUCAUCCUGAGGUGAAGUUCUUAACCCGAGGUACUAGUUCUGGGUUAGCGGAGUUUGUAACCUGAAGUACCACUGUAAUUUGUUUGAGCUCUGUACUACACUCAGCUGCAUGAGGGUAAUCUUCCAUUUUAGACUAUUCAUACGAACUAUAAGCAGUUCUGCAGGCCUACAAAGGCAUCCCAGAACAAUUACAAUAUUAAAUCUAAAAACAUACAUGAAAACCCAAAUAAAUAAAAUUUCAUUUUUGUAAUGAACAAGUUAUCAGAGUAACUUGUUUUUUACCACACUGAAUAAUUUGGUGUCAUCUUGACCUCCUAAAUUCAUCCCUAAAUUGAGUCCAUUGAUGAACAAGUUUCCUGCUUCUUUGCCAGACCAUUUUCCCUUGCAUGACUUGUUCUGUUCUGAAUGUUGGCCUGUGGGCAUGGACUGCCUUGUUUUAAUUGUGUGUAUGUAGCCUGCUCUGGGAGCCUUUGGGGCUGAAGAGGGGGUACAAAUAGCAAAAAUAAAUAUUAGAAAACACUAUUUUACAAAAUACAGCAAUAACUUAAGUUGGGUAUGGGAAACUGGAUCUGGCAAUUUGGUAGGAUCUUUAUCCUCAGCCCUUCUGUGCCACGUUUUGGCAGGUAGGUGAGGCCACUUGUCACAUGUCGGUCACCUGGCAUCACAAUGACAUGAAGCCUUGACAAUCCAUGGGCUGCAGGUCCCCCAACACUAGUUAGGAGGAGUAAUUUGUGUUUGCAGGGGGCAGAGGGAACGGCAGGCGGCGGCGGAGCAAGCCAAUCGGGUGUCUGGGGCGGCGUGCGUGCCCUGUGCCCAGGGGUGGGGCCAGCCACCUGCAGAGCAGGGCCAGCCGGGGCAGGGUACUCCACGGGGCCUCCGGAGUCUGCCUGCCUCUUCCCGCUCCUCCCGCUUCUCCCGCUGCCCUACAGCUGAGGGGGAGGUGGUGGCGGGCGGACCAUUUGGGGCAGCGUGGAGCCUGCGGGCGCCCAAGCUACCACGUCACUCCCAGGAGAGACGCGUGGCUCAGACACGCUGCAGGCCCCGCAGUGAGUGCCGCCCAGCAUUUUGUCACCCCCCUCAGUGGUGACACCUGGGGCGGCCUGCCCCCACCGCACCCCUCUUCCUCUGCCCCUGACGGCACACACACACAGAGAACCUACCAUCAAUAUUGUUCUGCUUCUGCGGCCACUGCAGGGGAAUUGUACUUUUGUGUCUUGGCUGCUGGGAUGUAUAUUUUAGUUUCUUCCUUCUGUUUCCCCCUUCAGUUCUACAGUCAUGUCUUCAGUUGAUGGCUGACAGCAAGCGUGACAUUCAGCAACAUGGUAAAGCAGCAUUUUUUAAAUCUCAUUUUACUCUUGCCACAAAUAAAUGGGCAGCACCACCUAUGAUUCCAUUUCACUUGCUACAGGGCAAGAAACAUCAAAUUGUGCUCAGCUUUUCAUUUCCAUUAGUAACAUCCCUUCACAUUUCCAAUGGGAAUUUGCCAGCGCAGCCUUAUGCUGAAAUGGUGACCCUGUCUUCAAAUCCUGUGAGCUGCUGCUUCAUUGGAGCACAUGCUCAGGUGAGCACUGUAUCUGAGUUCUGUCCCGUUGCUGCACUUGUUUUAGUGCGGGGGUUGCUACCCUGUGGGCUGCAGACCGCAUCCCAAGAGGCCUGGCUUCGUUCCUUCUGUUCCCCUCUGUGAUUUCAAAAGAUUUUUGUCCUUCCAAAUUUGUCAAUUUCUUUUUCUAAAGAUGUUAAAUACAUGCCCUCUGUUGUGUUUCUGUGAUGCCAAGAGGUGACCCUCCUCAAGACCCCUCAAAUUGUUCUUUUUUCUUUUUCUUUUUGGAAAAAAUGGCCACGCCUACUUAGAUAAUUGACCCUUGGGUCAGUCUGGUUGUCAGCCUGGAGAAAGGUUAGCCAUACCAGCUCAAGUGGUGCAUAUAUUGAAAUUUUCUGUGCAUACUAGGGCAAUCCACAUUUUCUAUUUUUGCUGCACUGCUGCAACUUUCCAGAAAUUUUUGAAAACAUGAAUAAUCUGUGAUGGGGAGAGGGUGCCUUAUUCCUGGUAACUCAAGAGAAAACAAGCAGGUAUAAAGUAGUUUUUACCACAGCUCUUUGAAUCUCAUCUUACAGGUAGAAACGACCGAUUUCAAAAAAUCCAACUGAUUCUCUUCAAAAGUCAGCAACAUGCCUUUGAUACUAAAAGGAACCAUAAACUGAUUAGCUUAUUCUUACAUAUAUAUUUUUUGUUUCUUUUAGAUGGUUCAAGUAUAGUUCCAUGGCUUCUUAGCUUUAAAAGAGGAACUGCUCUUGAAGAGCAAGGAAAUAAAAUACUUGUCAGAGAAACUGGCUACUUUUUCAUAUAUGGUCAGGUAAAGAAUUCAGUAAGCUCCUGGAGUUUGUUCUGUUUUCUUAAAGUUUCAUAGUGUAAUCAGUUUUGUCUGUCUUUAUUCUUCAGGUUUUGUAUACAGAUGAAAUGUUUGCAAUGGGACACUGGAUCCAGAGGAAAAAAGCUCAUGUAGUUGGUGAUGAUCUCAGUUUGGUUACAUUAUUUCGUUGCAUCCAAAACAUGCCUCUCACGAAUCCAAACAACUCUUGUUAUACUGCUGGUAAAUACGUUACCUGUCCUAAAUACCUUUUGUCAAGUCCCACACACCUGGAAUGAGAAGGAGCUUAAAAAAAUAUCUGACACGGUGUUUCUAAGUGGUGUGGGUGUGUACCACAUAUUUCUGCAACCACUCACUGAACUCAUUAAGUUUCAUACAUAAAUUCCUAAAUUCCUUAUCUUUACCUACUCUGUGGUGGUUGCCUGUGAACAGUAUUCAAAGACAAUAAUAGAUUCUCCUCAGUAGAGUUGUGGCUGUUACCGGUAUUUCAAGCUACUUUCAGCAGAAUGUGCUCAGCAAUUUUGAAGCCUGAGUGCAAAUGCUUACCUGGGUGACAAACAGUCUCUGUGUGGUGGAGAAACAAUUCACAUGACUUCCUGCCCUUGAAAAGUGUGUGUUGGAGAACUUGCAUGAUUAACUGUCUAUAAGCAAUGCUCACAUCAUGCUUAAGAUCUGUUGUGGGUAGUUUAGGGCUUCCGUUUCCUGUUCCAUGACCUGAAAGCUGUGGCCACCAACUUGGGCCUCAGUUUUAGAAGUCAAUCUUUAUUUUUUUAUAUUUUAUUACAUUUAUAUAUUGCACUUUCUCCAAGGAUCUCAGGCAGUGUAUAUAAUUGUCCAUCCCUUUAUCCUCUCAAAAAUCCUAUGGAGUUAGGAAGAGAGUCACCCACCCAGACUGAUACCAUAUGUGUCACAAAGGUGUUGCUUCCCAACACUUGCUGGAGACCCACACAGUCUCUUUCCAGGUAUUAUGCUGUACUUGGGAAAAUAAAAUGUUUGAUUUGUUGCAUUAUAAGUUUUAUUUUACAUCCUGGGACCUUAUUAUUAGCAACACAACAAUAACAACAUUAAAUCAAAGAGGUGUCUCUGGACUGACUGAUAACAAUCUGUACAUGUUUAUAUGUUUACAUUUCUGUAAGGAUAUUCAAACUCUCUUGGCAGGUAUUGCAAAAUUAGAAGAAGGGGAUGAGCUUCAGCUCACCGUUCCACGCAUAGGAGCCAAGAUAGUCUUGAAUGGAGAUGCCACUUUUUUUGGUGCAGUCAGACUUCUGUGAAGCUCUUCAUUGUUCAUUGUACAAAGGGUUGGAUCUGUUGCUUGUUUCAUUUUUAGUUAGUUGGUUUAUGGAGUGCUGUUUUCUGUUUUAUUGAAAACAGGAAGCUGAUUGGAUGUGGUACACCCACCUCAUGUGGGUUACCAGAAAUGAAACUUGUAAGAAGAAUACAAAUAUAGCAUUUGUUACAUAAGAGCCUAAAUAGAGCAGUCUUGAAUCAGACCAACAACUGAUCUGUGUUUGAUUAGUUUAGUGUUCUACUCCCUUCAGUGGCCACCUGGAAAUGCAACAGUCCUCUCUACUGUUUGUCUCCCCCAACAGCUAGUAUGGCAGGACUUACAAUUUUCAACAUCAAUUUUCUUUUGAGGAAGGAGGGGAGAUGCAUUACUAUUUCAGCAGAACGUGCCCUGUAGAAUGACCACCCAUUAGAUGCCAAGGAAAUAAACAACUAUUUGACUUUUAGAAGACAUCUGAAGGCAGCCGUGUACAGUGGUACCUCAGGUUAAGAACUUAAUUUGUUCCGGAGGUCCAUUCUUAACCUGAAACUGUUCUUAACCUGAGGUACCACUUUAGCUAAUGGGGCCUCACGCUGCCGCUGCACAAUUUCUCUUCUCAUCCUGGGGCAAAGUUCUUAACUGAGGUACUAUUUCUGGGUUAGCGGAGUCUGUAACCCGAGGUACCACUGUAUAGGGAAGUUUUUUAAAUAUUUGAUGUUUUACUAUGCUUUUAAUAUUUUGUUUGGAGCUGCCCAGAGUGGCUGGGGCAACCCAGUCAGGUGGAAUAUAAAUAAUAAAAUUAUUAUUAUUAUUAUA
Messenger RNA from Podarcis lilfordi (Lilford's wall lizard), 7719 nucleotides. The record is from the annotation of a GenBank genome assembly. Lineage: Eukaryota; Metazoa; Chordata; Lepidosauria; Squamata; Lacertidae.